CCAUUAUCUGUAUUUGCGGAUGGAAAUCACGGUUACAAAAGUCAGCUACGAAAAACAGGAUUUCAUUUUUUACGAGUAUAGAUACGCACGUGCCAUUUCAUAAGUCUUAGUGUUAGUCUUAUAAUGGAAUUUUAUGGGCAACAUAAGACAUACUUGGAAAAUGCAUCGGGAUAGCCACUUCAUAGCGUUUGAUCAAAGUUAUUCGAGAAAAUGAACGUGAAGUGAGACGUUGCACCUGACGAGUGAAUCGACUAUCUGCAUCAACAUAUUGAGUUUAUACCCACGCUAGACGAACGACCAACCCUUUCCUGUGAUGAAAUGCGACACCUCUUUUAUCUGUUGAAACAUGGCGAUAAUUAAUUGAUUAAGUCACGUAUGUAUUAUUUUUACUGUGUGUGUAAAAACACGGUAUAGCUGUUUCAUGUCAGAAUAUAAAAGAAAAUCGAAAUACUCUGAAAUUUCUUAGAUCUUUAAGACUAUUUAUUUUAAUUUUCAUAGUAUGUUAUGCUACAGUAUUCUAAAAUAAGUGCAAUUUUAUAUUAUUGGACUAUCCAUGCAUAUUGAGUUUUAUUAUGCGUAUUAUCGUAUUAAUUUUCAUUUGGUAGCAUUCAAAAAAGUAUACGAAACUGAAAUGAAUAAUGUGUGCGUGUGUGUGAUGAGCAAUUACUUAAACUAAUCUAAUUAAACUAAUUAAAAUAUCACUUAAAAUACAUAUUGCAUAUCACCAUAUUGCAUGCAUACGAAACAGUUACAUGCUUUAGUUGGUCCUUUUUGCAUUUUGUAACGAGUAUGAUGCACAUUAUAUAUCGUGGAUAUUUAAUUAACAAUUCUCUAAGCGCUCAAUUUAAUCAAUUCUGAGCAGAAUGCAAAUUAACAUUUAACAAUCAUGGUUAAUAAACUCUCAUAAAAACUUGAUAAAAAAUUGACAUUUUUUUCAAUAAAGACUUUUUACAUAAAAGGUGAUUUUUAAUAUAUUUUUUUAAAUAUAUUUACUUCCACGAAAUAAUCGAUUCAACUAUUCAUCAGAAGUUUCGCAACGGAGAACUAUCUAUCAGGAGUUUCCCUAAACGUGGAGAAUUCCUUAAACGAGGAAGACAUGAUGUUGAAAACAAAACGGUUACUCACUGCGAGUUCUAACAGAAGCAGCGCAACUUGCCAGAAAUUGUUACCAUUUCUAAUGCGUCAAAGAAAAGACAAGACGAAGAGGAUGGAGACCGAAUUUUCGGAAUCGUGUCCUCCUGGUCCGCCGAGGGUGCGACCUUUUCUUCACAACAAUUUAUUGAACGAAAAUUCUCGAAUCUCUGUAUCCGUAAACAGUAAUGAUCCAGAGAGCUUCCAAUGUGCAAUAGGGCCCAUUUUAGGAUUUGCCCAAUUAUUCGGAGUCUUGCCGGUCUCAGGAGUACGCGCGCCGACCCCGUUGAAGCUAAAGUUUGCGAUAUUUUCAUUACGUACUGUCUACGCUGUUUCCAUAACUGUGAUGGUACUCGUUAUGGCAAUAUUGGCGAUUAUGCACAUGAUAAGGACGCUAAACUCUACAAUUUUCGGAAUGCAAGGAGGAAUAGCAGCUGCAACGGCAGGCGCGGUAUUUUACGGGGACAGCGUAAUAGCCUUAAUCGUUUUUCUCUGGCUGUCACCGCGUUGGGUAACUCUUCAACGUGAUUGGAGAGCUAUGGAGCAAUUUAUAGACAGUAAUAAAUUGGAACGACCGAAACUUCGUUGGAGAUUCUAUUUGAUAACUGCUUCUAUUCUACUCUUGGCCCUUUUUGAACAUAUCUUGAGUAUAGCAAUAAACACGAAGGAUUAUGAUUGGAGUGGCAAUACGAAAAAUACGACAUUUCAGCAUUUUCUGCAAAUAUAUUGCAUGUCUUCUCACGCGUUCAUCCUGGAAACAUUGAGUUAUAACUUUGCGCUUGGAAUUUAUAUUUUUAUCAUCAGUAAACUGGCAACUUUCACAUGGAACUUUAUGGACGUUUUCAUUAUGUUGGUGGCUACCGGCUUAGCCGAAAGAUACAAAAUAUUGAACAAGCAAGUAAUAACUUCGAAGCAUAGAACAAUGGAUUGGGGUGGAAUUCGCGAAGAUUAUGCUGCUCUUAGUUGCAUGGUGAAGAAGGUCGACAACGAUAUCGCACCCAUAAUCCUCCUGUCAUUUGCGAACAAUCUUUAUUUUAUCUGUUUGCAACUACUCAAUGGAUUGUCUCAGCCAGCCGGCAGCACCAUCGUCGACGAUAUUUAUUUCUUUGGAUCUUUCAUAUUCUUAAUCGGUAGGACGGUAAUCGUCACUCUGCUCACUGCUAGGAUCAACGAUCAAAGCAAAAUGGCAUUACCAACUUUGUAUACUUGUUCAGCUUCUACCUAUAAUACAGAGACAGAAAGGCUGAUAUAUCAACUCACUACUGACGACAUCUCGUUUACGGGAAUGCGCUUCUUUUCUAUUACGCGGAAUUUCAUGUUAGCGGUAGCUGGUGCGAUUGUAACAUACGAAGUCGUGCUGCUACAAUUCAAUGUCUCGAUGAAUACAUGAAUACGUAACCAUGUAACAUCUCAUUGAAACAAAAUGUUAUGACUUACAUGACUUACAAUAUAAGAUAAUAUAAGAUAAUAUAUAUAUAACUAUUUGUAUUCAUUGAAAAUAUAUAAAAUUGACUAAACAUGUUAACUAAAAUAUAUUUUAGUAUUACAUGAAGCCUUGUUAUAAAAAAUUUUUUAUAAUCUACAUGUAAUUUAUUAUAGCAUUUCUCUGAAAUUAUAUCUAUUUUUCAGAAAUAUAUUUUGUAAGAGAAUAUGAAUGCAAGAAAUGUGUGUAAAUUGUCAUUUAUCAUACAUAAUAACAGUAAGAUUAUUAAUAAUAAUAACUUAUUAUAUCGUAAGAAAUUUGUUGCUUUAGUUACAUAUUAUUUUAAUAGGUUUUGCGCAAUA
This is a messenger RNA of Formica exsecta, 2916 nucleotides long. Its product is annotated as gustatory receptor for sugar taste 64a-like. The record is from RefSeq and is a predicted model, not a curated record. Gene Ontology annotation, molecular function: taste receptor activity. The transcript is spliced from 10 exons. Gene Ontology annotation, cellular component: membrane. NCBI's taxonomy places the organism in Eukaryota, Metazoa, Arthropoda, Insecta, Hymenoptera, Formicidae. Bases 1097 to 2521 code for a protein of 474 amino acids. Gene Ontology annotation, biological process: sensory perception of chemical stimulus; detection of chemical stimulus involved in sensory perception of taste.